This is a messenger RNA of Fusarium mangiferae, 1590 nucleotides long. RefSeq lists its product as uncharacterized. The coding region runs from base 1 to 1590 and encodes 529 amino acids. Gene Ontology annotation, biological process: regulation of transcription by RNA polymerase II. Gene Ontology annotation, molecular function: zinc ion binding; DNA-binding transcription factor activity, RNA polymerase II-specific. The record is from RefSeq and is a predicted model, not a curated record. The transcript is spliced from 6 exons. Lineage: Eukaryota; Fungi; Ascomycota; Sordariomycetes; Hypocreales; Nectriaceae.
AUGGCCGGUCACGCCACUGACGAAACAAUGGGCAAAGGCAAAGUCCGACAGCGGCGCGCCCACACGCGAAGCCGCACUGGCUGCUCAGAGUGCCGAAGCCGCAGGGUGCGGUGUGGCGAGCAGCGUCCCACAUGUGAGAACUGCGUUAAUAGUAAGAGAACAUGUGAAUACCCGCCUGUCAAGAUACCGCUGAGGGAGAGACGGGCGCUGGAGAAGGCUGGGGCGACUCAGCCGUGGGAGCAUGUUCCCUGGGAGGCUCCGAGUUCUUCCAAGGGGCCUGAGAUGCCCAACACCCAGGCUCUGGUCCGUCUUAUCACUUACAAACAACCAUCAAUCACUAACAGCCUUUUUGUCUACGGUGAAACCCUUGUCACAUCUGUCACAAAUCAUGGCAAAGAUUGCAUGCCAUAUACCAUAUCAGACCCCGAAGCCCUCCGCAAUGCGAUUUUGAUGGCAGCUACUCAUUUUACUUUCAAGGUCGGCAGCCUCGAAGCAUUUGAGCAUACGUUCCUCUUUCAUAGGAUUGAGACCGUGCGAUUGGUGAAAAAAUGGCUUUCCAGUGGAGAUCUCACCCUUUCAGCUGCCAUCACCAAACAGAUUGCCACCUUGGCAUAUACAGAGUUCUGCAGUGGUAACAUGCAAAUGGCUGAAAAGCAUUUAAAUGUCAUCUACGCUCUCCCAUAUCCAACAAUAGUCCCAUCAACUACUAACGGCAAGACUCGUGACCAAGAGCUUUCUGAUCGCUAUUUUCUACUAACCUCCACCUUCAUCCACGGCGUACAGACUGUUCUCCAUGGCAUCCUCCGCGCCGAAGAAUCAACCGGAGACAAGAACAGCCUCUCAGUCUCCAAUCCCAUGCGUCUCAUGCACAAAUGGUAUAAUUCAGAAGGCCAGUACCUACACUGUCUCAAACUCAAAGCCAUACGCCUCUUCUCAACAUUCUUCAUACUGCCCAAUAUCGGAGCAAGGCUCUCUGACGUCUACAGCGCGUCAAUAAUAAACAGUCUUCGUCAAGUGACGGACGAAUUCUACAAUCUUACGGAAGCUCAAAAGAUACACGACGACUUCUGGAGAACCGGCGCAGCUGCUAGAGUUUACGACACAGUUCUUGAAUCGCACCAAACCUCAAUUACACCUACCGACCAACAACAUGAAGAGACUUCAGAGGCUGAGCAUGAGCAAAAGACUUCUUGGUGCGGAUUGGUCAUUGCAACAGAAUUAUUCCUUGAACAGGUAGUUGUUCUCUGGCGUCCUUUCACGAAGGAGAUAUACCUCUGUAGCAUGAGGAUAUUCCAGCGUGAUCUCACUUCCACGCUCCAGAAGAAAAAUACGCUAGAGAUUGCAGAACUGUUAUUCUGGGAAUCGUUUCUGGGGUUGAUGAGUCUUUAUUUGCAUGAGAAACUUGGGGAUAUGGAGCGAGAACCUGGUUUGAGGCCGUUUUUUGAAAGGAUUAUAAAAGAACAGAGUCGAGAUAUGAGGUUGGAGAAGUGGGAGGAUGCAAGGAGGGUCUUGCUGAACAUUGCAUGGCCGUUGGACUUUUCUGAGGAUGAUUAUGUAAAAGAAAUAUGGGAAGCUGCAGUAUUUGACUAG